Messenger RNA from Aspergillus costaricaensis CBS 115574, 897 nucleotides. RefSeq names its product 40S ribosomal protein uS2 (gene rps0). Gene Ontology annotation, cellular component: cytosolic small ribosomal subunit; 90S preribosome; ribosome. Gene Ontology annotation, molecular function: structural constituent of ribosome. Gene Ontology annotation, biological process: ribosomal small subunit assembly; cytoplasmic translation. The transcript is spliced from 2 exons. The record is from RefSeq and is a predicted model, not a curated record. Bases 1 to 897 code for a protein of 298 amino acids. NCBI's taxonomy places the organism in Eukaryota, Fungi, Ascomycota, Eurotiomycetes, Eurotiales, Aspergillaceae.
AUGGCCCCCUCUCAGCUCCCCCCGAUCUUCAACCCCACCUCCCAGGACAUUGAGAUGCUCCUCGCAGCUCAGUGCCACCUCGGGUCCAAGAACCUCCAGUCUCACAUGGAGCCUUACCUCUGGAAGACUCGCCCCGACGGUGUCAAUGUCAUCAACAUUGGCAAGACCUGGGAGAAGAUCCUCCUCGCUGCCCGUAUCAUCGCCGCCAUCGACAACCCGGCCGACAUCUGUGUCAUCUCCGCUCGUCCCUACGGCCAGCGUGCUGUCCUGAAGUUCGCCUCCCACACCGGUGCUACCGCCAUUGCUGGUCGUUUCACCCCCGGUAACUUCACCAACUACAUCACCCGCUCUUUCAAGGAGCCCCGCCUGAUCAUCGUCACCGACCCUCGCACCGACGCCCAGGCCAUCAAGGAGGCCAGCUACGUCAACAUCCCCGUCAUUGCCCUUUGCGACACUGACUCCCCCACCGACUUCGUCGACGUUGCCAUCCCCACCAACAACAAGGGUCGCCACGCCAUCGGUCUCGUCUGGUGGCUCCUUGCCCGUGAGGUCCUCCGCCUCCGUGGUACCCUCGCUUCCCGUGAGGUUGACUGGGACGUCGUUGUCGACCUGUACUUCUACCGUGACCCCGAGGCUGAGGAGAACAAGGAGGUCGUCGAGGAGAAGGUUGCCAGCGCUGAGGAGGUCGGUGCUGGUGCCAUCGAGUCCGGCUUCGCUGGUGACAACUGGGAUGUUGCCGGUGCCGGUGCCGGUGUUCCUGGCACUGCUUUCGCUGCUGCUAGCGCUGCUGCUGGUGCUGCCAGCUGGGAGGCUGAGGGUGGCGACUGGGCUGCCAGCUCUGCCGCUCCUGCUGGUGAGAGCUGGGCUGAGGCCCAGCCCACCGAGGCUAAGUGGUAA